GCUCAUCGUGGAGGAGGCAAAACUUCACCACUGUGGAACUGUGCCAAGAUGGAGAAGACCUAUGCCUGACUGCAAACUGAGGGAGGUAUGGAGGAGAUGAGCAGUCAAGAUCCAAACUGUGAAGACAUGCAGAGAAAGGACCAAAGAGUGCCAUUCCAGAUCUUCCCUGACCCAGUUGAGGUUGUCCUGGGCCCAGAGGCCUCACUGAACAGCCUGGACCAUGACCAUGAGAAGGAACGUUUACCCUCCAUUGUUGUGGAACCCACCGAAGUGAACGAAGUGGAGAGUGGAGAGCUACGUUGGCCUCCAGAGAAUAUAGACAUGGAGGAUGAUGAGGAGGACCUGUUCUUGGAGCAGUGCAUCCCUCCAGCCAAUAUUGCUGACUGGGGAGAAGAUGAGGAAGAGGAGGAGACCUCAGUUAUACUCAACCAGCAGCCAGGCAUGACACUAAUUGAUCUCCAGUCAGAUGCAUUCAGAGAUGACACACCAACGCUUCCACCAAGCCCUCCAGCCUUCAACUAACCUCAGUUCGCCACCUCUGCUAACUGUGAGGAAACGUUCUCACAUGAACUGUAGCAACAACUGUGACAAAAGAUUACAUGGGGCAAACACAACAAAGUUUCAACAAACCAUAUGUGCUCGAUAACUGACACCAACAACUGGGACAUUUAUUAGGGCUGGGCGAUACCGCAAAUUUUGGUUUCAAUCUGAUACCAAGUAAAUGCAGGGCAAGUAUCGCUGACACUUAUCAUUUAAUGAUUUUCCCUUUAACUAUAAUAUUAUUAUUGUUAUCACAAUCAAACACAGUACAAAAAUUAUUGUCAAAUAAUAUAAUUCUUUAUAUUUAUUAAACUAAUUGGCAGAACCAUAAAAAAUUUAUAGAUUUUUCCUGUUUGUAAACAAUAUAAAAUAACAACAUCAACAAUGUAACAAAAUAAUAAAAAAGCUGUUAUUCUCUUUUAUCACACACAAUUGUUUGGGAAAAUUAGGUCAACAAUGCAAAUUGUCUAAAAAAAGCAAAACCUACUUUUUGUUAGUUCUCAUUUAAAUUAUUUGGCUUUUUCCCUCAUAGCUCUCCAUAAAAUAGAGAGAAAAAUAUCGAUCUCAUCCCACUGUUAUCGACACCAAUACUAGCCUUGGUAUCAAUACUAUCAAUAUUUAGAUCGAUCUGCCCAGCCCUAACAUUUACUUUCUCAUUUACCUUAGUGUGUACAACAUCCUCAAUAUGUGGCCAUGACUGCACUAAAAAGAAUGAUAACAAACCCCAAAAACAAAGUCAAUUCGCUGACGUGUGAUUUAAGCAACACAGUAACUUUGCUGUUAUAUAUAUUUUUUUUUUACUUUUAGGGAACAUUUUGCUGAUGUUGUGAUGUUUCAUUUCCCUUGGGACUUCCUAAAUUUGAAAAGGCUUGCAGUAGUCACGGAUCAUGAAAAGGAGACAUCCUGUAACAGAGUUGUCCUUUUCUUAGCUGCUGUUUUGCAUCUUUUCUAUUUCAUCUGUGUAUCUCAUGCGGACAACAGCCAGUAUUAAACAGCUUACAUUGCCAUUUAGAACCUACAGGAAGCUUUUUAGAAUAUUUACCUGCUUGUACCUUAAAUAUUUAACGUUUAUUAAGCCAGAUGAGUUGGCUGCUCCUACGGCCGAAGUGCUGUUUUACUCGAGAGUGUUGAAGCAGAGCUGAACUGUGGCGUGUGAUUUUCUUUACAACACGCAUUACGCUGAUCAGACUCUGUGAAACCAGAUCUAAAUUUGUUACUGACGCAGUCAAACCACAAAUCAUAUGUCUCAUGAGUAAAAAUGACAAAUGUAAAUUUUUCUCAAGGUUGCAGAUUUUAUUGGUCAAAGGUAAUUUAAAGUCAUGCACUGUGAACAACAACGAGCUCAGUUGCUUUUCAGUACAAUAAUGGAUGCCACUGAUAAUGUCAGUUGUUUAAUAAAACCAAAUAUGUGUUCGUAGGCUAAAUUGUGAAUUACCUGUAUAUAAGGAAAGCUGAAUUACCAUAAAAUAUAAAUAUAAAUUUGGCAAUAAAAGUAUUUGUUCCCAUACUAUAUGAUGUUUUUUUUUAAUGUGUUAAAAGACCAUUAUCAUCCAUCAGUGCUAUGCUGAGGUUUUUUGAGUUGU
Messenger RNA from Melanotaenia boesemani (Boeseman's rainbowfish), 2123 nucleotides. It is a transcript of the gene lbhl, whose product is annotated as LBH regulator of WNT signaling pathway, like. The record is from RefSeq and is a predicted model, not a curated record. The transcript has 4 exons. Gene Ontology annotation, cellular component: nucleus. Bases 88 to 522 code for a protein of 144 amino acids. NCBI's taxonomy places the organism in Eukaryota, Metazoa, Chordata, Actinopteri, Atheriniformes, Melanotaeniidae. Gene Ontology annotation, biological process: positive regulation of DNA-templated transcription.